AAAUUGAGAAGUCAUUUAUUCUCAUUCUGACCAGACUCUGCUACCCUUUUGUAGAAGCAACAAAUAGCUCUUACACACCAUUAACUACUGAAAAGCCUUUCUCACUAUGUUAGAGGCCAAAAACAAAUUUAUUGAUAAGCAGUAUUUUGGGAUCAGCAUCCUCAUCAGUAGUAGUAUGUUCAUCUUCAGAAAAAGAUCAUGAAGAAUCUUGAUUUCCAACAGAAUCUUAUAUACCAAGAAACUCAAGAACAUCUACACCCUCAGCUUUUUCAAAUUAACCAAGAUUAUUCGGUUCUUCCCUCGAAUUCUGAAGUGGUGGCAAGCAGAGAAUCUUCACAAAAUGUGAAGUCAAGAGAAAGAACAAGAAUGAAGGGUUCCGUGGGAGAAAUCGUUCAGGUUCAAGGCGGUCACAUUGUUCGUUCUAUCGGGCGAAAAGAUCGACAUAGUAAGGUUUGUACUGCGAAAGGUCCGAGAGAUCGAAGGGUUCGGUUGUCUGCUCAUACUGCUAUAGAAUUCUAUGAUGUUCAAGACAGGCUUGGUUAUGAUAGGCCCAGUAAAGCUGUUGAUUGGCUUAUGCAGAAGGCGAAAUCCGCCAUCGACAAGCUUGCCGAGCUUCCACCUUGGAAUCCGACUGAGCCCAUGGAGACGGACCGGGAUGGUGUGUCUAGCGAAAAGCAGCCUGUUGGUGAGCAAUCAGAAUGCUCUGGCUAUAGUGUGAUGGAUCCUGGUACGAUUCGCGAUACGAUGAAAUCUUUAUUCCCGACGAGCUCGACAAACACGUCGAUGAACUUCCCGAGUUAUCCGUCCGAAAUAAUGUCGAGAAACGAAGAUCUUGGGCUAUCACUUCACUCUUUUCAAUACCAAACACCUUCAAAUGAACUUGCGGGUGCAGGGUCAGCUCAAGUUGAGUAUGAGACCAAUAAUCAAAUUGGUUGGGGCAAUAACACAAACACAUUGAGUGCUACACGUGACGAUGGUUUCUCAUUCAAUCCAUUACCAAUGCCUUUAAUGCUAACCCAAGAUUCAGAAUAUUCUCAGAGGGGAUCCCUUCAGUCCAAUUUUCCGCAAUAUAUUCGUGCAUGGAAUAAUGGUAAUCAUCAUCUUCCAAUGGAAUCUCACCAUCCUCAUCAGCCGUUCAUUUUCGGAAGCCGGUUCGCGCCCGAAGGAUUCGCAGGGUUUAACAUUCCGGCGAGAAUUCACGGAGAUGAUGAGCAAAGUCAUCUUGGUUCCAUUAGGCCAUCUUCUUCUUCAACAAAUUCUCAGCAUUGAUUGAUGAACUCAAUUGCUUGCUUAUUAAGGUUCAAGGUACUUAAUUAUUAUCUGAUUAAGGUUAACAUUUUAAUUAUUCUAUGAACUCAAUUUCUUAUGAAAUGUUUAUGUUUAAUGGAUUAUUAUGCACUUCUUUUGUAUUGAGCAAAUUUGUUGAUCAAGCCGGCUCCUUUUGUUUAUGCUUGACGGAGUCUGCCUUCUCAACGUGUUAACCUGCAAAACAGAUGAUGUUGAUCGGACCGUGGUUGUCCGAUAAGCAUUCCGAUGCUUAAUCAAUGCUUUUAUAUAAUAUUUGACUGUAUGUUAGUUCA
Molecule: messenger RNA, 1580 nt
Organism: Mercurialis annua (annual mercury)
Lineage: Eukaryota; Viridiplantae; Streptophyta; Magnoliopsida; Malpighiales; Euphorbiaceae
Product: transcription factor TCP3-like
Exons: 1
Coding region: 199-1269 (356 amino acids)
Biological process (GO): regulation of secondary shoot formation
Cellular component (GO): nucleus
Molecular function (GO): DNA-binding transcription factor activity; sequence-specific DNA binding
Source: RefSeq, a predicted model, not a curated record